AUGGAGCGGCUGCUGGAUCGACCGAAUGUCAUCUACACCAAGGCUGACCAAUGCCAGUAUGGACUACAGGGUCAGUCAGGACUUCCUCAAAGAAAAAGAACCGGUUUUGCCACGAACUCAGAAGCCAUCGCUCAAGCUCUGGGCAAGCUCUGCCCUGGCAACCAUGAACACGAAGUCAUCAUUGGUGGCAACCGGUCUCAACGAUCACAGGUAUACCCGGAGAAACUCCGAUCGGCCAUCUUGAAGGCCUACAGCCAGUCCAUCAGCGUGGACCAUGUGGAAGUGGUCAGCUCCGAGAGCAUGCUGGCCGAGAACCACCGGCUGAACUACCUCAUGGACACCGAGUUUCGGGCCUUAAAGGACCUACAACGGGGAGUACCUGCUGGUCACACCGAAUGCCGGGACCCCGAUUCUCGAACUCUUGACGACCCAGAUUCUCGCCUACCUGACCUACAGGACUAUGUCACGGCCGAGAUCUUUGCGAAUGAGGAGAACCGAGAACCACACGACCCGGAGAACCAAGAGGACGAUGGGGAACUACAACCAGAAGAUGAACAUGAAGAAGGCGAGACACCGGAGAACUCAGAACAACGAUUACCACUACACUCCCGUUUUCCCAUGGAACGUCUUCUCCAGCGAGCACACGUCGGCUUGGGCCACCCGACUUCGGAUAGAUUCGUGAGAAUCCUUCGGUACGCGAAGGCCAAACCCGAAGUCAUCGAAGCUGCCAAACACCUCCGGUGCAGUGUGUGUCAACGACACUCACAAGUGAAACCUGCUCGGAGAAGUGCACCGCCAAAGGAACUGGCAUUCAAUGAGUGCGUUGGAGUGGAUGUCAUCUUCUUACCGACGCUUGGCAGCAGAUCACGCCCCGCACUGAAUGUCAUCGACUGGUCACGCAAAUUUCAACUCAUGAUCCCCAUGGACAACAAGAAACCAGGCAUCACGGAGCGCCAUGGCAAGACCUUCAAGUACCCCCUCCAGAAGACCAUGGACACCUAUAGCUGUGCCGACAUGAAGGAAUGGGAAGAAAUGGUCGACAUCACCAUGAUGACCAAAAAUCGAAUGAUGAACGUUGGAGGUUUCAGUCCCAGCCAGCGGGUGUUAGGCUUCAACCCCUUUCUGCCCGGAGGACUCCUCAAUGGAGACGACGGCCAUCGAGGACAACAACCCGAAAUCAAGGUCGGCGAUCUCAGUAUCGAACGGUCAAUGAAACUUCGAAAGGCUGCAGCACACGCCUUUAUAGAAGCAGACGCCAGCAACUCCCUUCGAAGAGCAGUCGCCUCAGGGCCACGACCUGUCCUCGAGUACGACAUCGGCGAGAUUGUCUACUUCUUCCGGAUGGGAGCCGACAAGAAACUGAAGUUCAAACCGUGUUAUUGGCAUGGACCGGCAAGAAUCAUUAUGAUCGACCAGCCCAGUACUAUCUGGCUAUCGUACCAGUCCCAACUUGUCAAGGCCAGUCCUGAACGAAUCAGGAGAGCUUCAAUGGAAGAAAACAUGGCCAUGUCAGGAUGGCUGGAAGACCUCGUGAAGCUGAAGAAGGACAUCACCACGGAGCCGAUUCGAGGUUUCCUGGACCUGUCCGACCAACCGCUCCCAGAGAUCCUUGACGAUGAGAACAACCAUGAAGAGUACACCCCGACCGAACCGGAUGAAGACCACAAGAUGAACUGGUCUAUGAUGACAGAGAACCACUUCCUGCAGUACCUGACGACCAACAACCGGGAGAACAUCAACAAGAUGAAGCCGCUCUCCGACCUCCAGAACCUGAACAUGAACGAGAAAAGAGGGCACAUGAUGAAGAAGAAUUGGAUGAGCACCCCAGCAAAAGAUCCCGACUUGAAUAUCUUGAAACCUACCUCCUCAAGGUUGAGAACUUGA
Durusdinium trenchii is the source of this 1884-nucleotide messenger RNA. The record is from the annotation of a GenBank genome assembly. Lineage: Eukaryota; Dinophyceae; Suessiales; Symbiodiniaceae.